AAUUCCAGGGGACAUGACGAGGGACGUUGCCAUUGUUCAGGAUAUCUGAUUCUCGACACAUUCUGCCCAUGGAGGAGGACUACGAUGUGGACGUGGCUGAAGUGUUCAUGGGAAGGGUCGGAGCAGGCCAGUGGUGGAUGGACUUUGGGAAGGGGGACAGCGAGGAGGCCCAAAGCGCUUUCGUGGUGAACAGUCGCAGCUGGGCUGAGGAGCUUCGGGAGUGUUACGACGGUGAACAAAGCAGACUGUCCAGCAUCUCGGCCCAGCGAAAUGAGAGAGAGUCGAUCAGGCAGAAACUGGCCCUGGGCAGUUUCUAUGACGACGAGCCAGUCAUCUUCACCAGCUGCAGCAAGAGCGACCUGUCUUCUCGGUUCCACAGCGGUGUCAACCUGCAGGUGUGUUUUGUCAACGACAGCAGCAGCAGCAGCGACAAAGACAGCGAUGCUGAGGACAGCAGGACAGAAACCAGUCUGGACACACCCUUGUCACCUGUGAGCAAGCAGAGCUCGUCGUUAUCGGAUCGAGACACGGCGGAGGAGGAUUCGGACCCGCUGGACGACUGCGGCGGGUUCUGGCGGGUGCAGCGGAGGCUCCAGGAGGAGGCACGGGUGGCCCUGGCUCUGGCCAGACCUAUGGCCCGGAUGCAGGUGGAGGUGGAGAGGCAGAUCCAGCAGCACAGACGCUCGCCUGUGGCAGAUCUGCUUCCGCAUCUGCCUCACAUCAGCGAAUGUUUGAUGAAGAGGAAUCUGAGGCGAGGCGACAUGAGGGAUAUGAGUCUUGGCCAGCUUCAAGUGAUCACAAACGACUUGCACUCACAAAUCCAGAGUCUCAAUGAGGAGCUGGUGCAGCUGCUGCUACUGAGGGAUGAGCAGCAUGUUGAGCAGGAUGCCAUGCUGGUGGACAUCGAGGACCUCACCAGACACGCUCACAGCCAUCAGCGACAUCAGGCUGAGAAAGCCAACGCGAAAUGAAUGCCCACGUGUCCACCUGCACGCCACUCAUUGGAUUGUCACUUGCGUUGCCACGGAAACUCCAUUUGUGCUGUCUGUGGAGAAAAGAAGAGGCCCUAUAGUGUUCAGAACGUAUCGCACCACUGGACCCAGAUGGUUUUUGCUUUCUACUCGACUCUGCUCAUGGCAGAUUUGGAAGGGUUCUUGACAACUU
This is a messenger RNA of Syngnathus acus (greater pipefish), 1164 nucleotides long. RefSeq lists its product as uncharacterized. The transcript has 7 exons. Gene Ontology annotation, cellular component: plasma membrane; cell junction. Gene Ontology annotation, biological process: positive regulation of hippo signaling. The record is from RefSeq and is a predicted model, not a curated record. The coding region runs from base 69 to 971 and encodes 300 amino acids. NCBI's taxonomy places the organism in Eukaryota, Metazoa, Chordata, Actinopteri, Syngnathiformes, Syngnathidae.